CCCACUUCUGAGUUAGUCGCUCGACUGCUUCACAAUGUCUACUCUUGCUAUCGGUCUCGGUGUCGCUACUGCGGCCUUUCUGGGUCGCGCCGGUCUUGUUGCCUACCGCCGGUCGAAAGGAGGUGUGAACGCCAUGGGAAAGGCUUUCUACAAGGGUGGCUUUGAGCAGCGUAUGACUCGUCGUGAAGCCUCCUUGAUCUUGGAACUCCCGGAGCGUACCAUGACCAAGGACAAGAUCCGCAAGAAGCACCGUCAGCUCAUGCUUCUCAACCACCCCGAUCGUGGUGGCAGCCCGUAUCUGGCUACCAAGAUCAACGAGGCCAAGGAGUUCCUCGACAAACACACUUAAGUCUCUUCCGACACGGAUCCUCCACUAACGACUGUUCGGGGCGUUUGUGGAUUGGAAGAGGAAACACGGACAUGCACAGGAUACUUUUAAGUAUCUCUUAUUGUACAAGAGAGUUUCUUCUUUGGGUGCAUAGCGAGGCGUUGGUCGGAUUUUUCGAAGAUGAAAGAUAUGUCUUCGUGCUCCCUACGGGGGGCUUUUGUAUUAUCACUAUAUCCUGAUGAGAUCGCCGCUCUUGAAUAUACAACUACACGUCUAUCACAUGAUAGUGGCACGCUUUGAGCAAGGGCCUUUGAGAGCUGUGGAGCAGUCGAAAGUAUAUCGGCUAAAAAAAGAUAUUCGGUUGCUCCGCCGUGCCAUAUAAAGUAUGACAGCACU
Molecule: messenger RNA, 724 nt
Organism: Aspergillus sclerotioniger CBS 115572
Lineage: Eukaryota; Fungi; Ascomycota; Eurotiomycetes; Eurotiales; Aspergillaceae
Gene: pam18
Product: putative mitochondrial DnaJ chaperone (Tim14)
Exons: 4
Coding region: 35-349 (104 amino acids)
Biological process (GO): protein import into mitochondrial matrix
Cellular component (GO): PAM complex, Tim23 associated import motor
Molecular function (GO): ATPase activator activity
Source: RefSeq, a predicted model, not a curated record